Dreissena polymorpha is the source of this 2396-nucleotide messenger RNA. RefSeq lists its product as uncharacterized. The record is from RefSeq and is a predicted model, not a curated record. Bases 1050 to 2396 code for a protein of 448 amino acids. The transcript is spliced from 9 exons. NCBI's taxonomy places the organism in Eukaryota, Metazoa, Mollusca, Bivalvia, Myida, Dreissenidae.
GGGGAUUAUAUUGCUGGGAAAAUGGAAUGAGACAGUGAUUGAGUGUGCGUCAAAAACAGAAUUCACGUUCAAAUUUAAAAGUUGGCGAUCGAACAAUUCUAUAGCGAUUGCACAGUGUGACGUAGAGCUGAAAUCUUGUCAAUUGAUGGAUACUGUCCUAAGAAAUAAAUACAACAUUUCUUACACGGGCCGAGGUGGAAUUUUGUAUAUUAUCAGUCGAGAAAACGUUACAUCCGGUACAUACACGUGCAGUGAAACGUACAAGCCUGAUAUUUUUGCCAGCAUAAACAUAUCAUCUUUAGAUGUGUUGUUAAGUAACCGUUCCGCACAAGACGUGCUUGGUACAGCGAGAACAGCGUCAAUAGAAUGUUCUUCGAAAUCUGAAAUCACAUUCAGAUACAGCAGACGAAACACAAAUGCAUCUAGAUCAAUUGCCGAGUGUGACCUUACAAUAAAGACUUGUCAUAUUUUAGAAACGGACACUGAAAACAAGUAUAGCAUUUCAUACACGGGGCGAGGGGGAAUUUUGCGCAUUAACAAUUUAGACGACAGAACAAUAGGGACGUACACCUGUUGUGAAACAUACAAUCACAACCAUAGUAUCAGUACUGACGUUAAUGUUUAUUAUAUAGACGAUUCACAUAACGCUUCAGAUGGUGUUUACUAUAUUGAGGACAAUACGAUAGGUAAAUCAGCGUUAUUUUGUGUUUCGUUCUCAAUCAAAACUCAGUGUUUUACAUUAAUUGUACAGGAAAUAUCUGAAUAGAACACUUUAAUGCUAGAUGCUAGUAUUUAUGAUAGUAUUAUUUCUAUGUAAACAUGUUUUCUGCACGUGAGGUAGAUCAUGAAAUAGUGCUCGUUUUUCGUAAUGUUUGUAUGUUUUGUAUGUAUUAUACCUUUAUUUAAAAAGAAAGCGAUACUCUGUCAUUUAUGUUUUAGCACAGUCUUCUGGUGAAUACAACAAAGGAACAAAUAUAUUGACUGUACUUUUACCAAUAUGUGCUGGCCUGAUAGUCGUCCCGAUAGUCAUCAUAGUGAUCAAUCGUCGCAUGCAAAGUAGCAAUAGCCGUAAUGAGGGUAAUCGUUAUCCGCCUCUCUCAAUGCUACAUGCAGAAGAGGGGCGAACGCUUAUAGACAGCCAGCAGGUAGAGGACAUGAACAUCGACUCCUCGAUCACUUUACCAACAGAUGCAGGUUCGUCACAAUUGACUGCACUCAAUAUAAGUUUGGAACGUGACAUAUCGGAAGGUGAGAGAACUUUCUCAGAAGGUCCAGAGGAAGGUGCUCCGGAUCUUACAGCACAUACAAUUGGAGUAAAAGUGACCACAGAUACAGCAACGGAACAACUUUGCCCUACCCCGAUGAGAGACAAACGACUUACAGACGAGAUGCAGGUAGAAGACAUGAACAUCGACUCCUCGAUCACUUUACCUACAGAUGCAGGUUCGUCACAAUUUACUGCACUCAAUAUAAGUUUGAAACGUGACAUAUCGGAAGGUGAGAGAACUUUCUCAGAAGCUUCAGAGGAAGGUGCGCCGGAUCUUACAGCACAUUCAAUUGGAUUAAAAGUGACCACAGAUACAGCAACGGAACAACUUUGCCCUACACCGAUGAAAGAUAAACUACUGACAGACCAGAUGCAGGUAGAAUACAUGAACAUCGACGCAUCGAUCACUUUACCUACAGAUGCAGGUUUGUCACAAUUGACUGCACUCAAUUCAAGUAUGAAACAUGACAUAUCGGAAGGUGAGAGAACUUUCUCAAAAGCUUCAGAGGAAGGUGCGCCGGAUCUUACAGCACAUACGAUUGGAGUAAAAGUGACCACAGAUACAGCAACGGCAAAACUUUGCCCUACACCGAUGGAAGACAAACCACUGACAGACGAGAUGGUCGAAAACAUGCACAUCGAGCCCUCGAUCUCUCUACCUGCAGAUACAGGUUCUCAAUUGACUGGACUCAAUGCCAGUUUGAAACAUGACAUAUCGGACAUAAACGGCACUAUUUCUGCACCCACUGAGGCGGAGGCGGCGGAAUUUACAGCACUUACGAUCAGAGUAAACGAAACCACAGAGAUAGCUACGGAGAAUCGUAGUCCUACACCGAUCCAAGACAUACAACCCACUGGCGAUAUGUCAACCACGAUGAAUGGUACGUCAACGCAUCCAAAUGGUGCAAUAACAGGUGAACAGCGUGUGGGAACUAUAGCCGGCUAUGCUGUAACCGGUUCUGCGAUAGGAUUUUUAACAUUUGGUCGGACUGGAGCAAUAGCAGGGGCCGCAGAUGCAGAGAGGAAGUUGACUUGGGCAGACAUCUGGCAGUAUGAGCCGUUAAGACUCAAAUUCCUGUUAAUGUCAGUUUACGACCUGCUGCCAUCCCCAACCAACCUUCACAGAUAG